Messenger RNA from Trichoderma reesei QM6a, 1239 nucleotides. RefSeq lists its product as uncharacterized. The transcript has a single exon. The coding region runs from base 1 to 1239 and encodes 412 amino acids. The record is from RefSeq and is a predicted model, not a curated record. NCBI's taxonomy places the organism in Eukaryota, Fungi, Ascomycota, Sordariomycetes, Hypocreales, Hypocreaceae.
AUGGCCAACGAGGAAGAAGCCACAACAGAGCCCGCGCCAAUGCCCGCGCCGCCGAAGCCAGCGAAUCGAACUCUGACGACGUCGUCGGGCUUUGCUCGAAUUGCAAGCCCAGAGUCUCCGCCACUUACAGCGCGUCGGCCAAAGCGACCGCGUUCUUCAAGUCCUCCAGAUGAUGAAGACCUCGAGAUCCGCUCCCCCAAAGUAUCUCUGCUCAACUCUGCAUCGCUUCCAACUGUCCCAGCUUUCCCACCAGCCCCGAAUGCUACAUCAACUGAUUUGGCUCCCUUGACGCCUCCUCGAUCACCGGCCAAGCAGAGCACAGAAGGGAGGACGUCCCCUGGCAUUGCCAAACAGCCCACAAGCCCCUUGUUGGGUAAGCUGGCCGUGAGCGAAAUAGCCCCGUUCGUGAGAAGACAGCGCCAGUUGCUGUAUGAAAUGGUCAAGGCCGGCGUGAUCAUUCUUGACAAAGACGUCAUUGUUCGUGUCGGAAACGAUGGCUUGCUCGAUGUGGACGGAACCAGGGACGAACAAGGCGCGGUCAUGGUCGGAAGCAAGGUCUUCUCCAAGGACAACAUCCCGGACGGCGAGCCACCGGUUUUCAUCGCAGGCUCCAACAUCCAUCCUUCCCUGGUCAACAUGGACGGAAAGCGACUGACGCACCGCGACUUUCUCAAGAUGAGGGGAGACUCCAUCUUCUAUUCCUGGAUUGUCAAGACUCUGUCUAGCCUGCCCGAUAUGACUCAUGAGCGGUGGUGGGAUGCCGUCGAUGACCUGCAGAAGCUGCGCCUGGGCAAAAGAUCGCAAAGGGCCAUCGUGGAACCUUUAUACAAAGCGCACAUCUUUGACACGAUGGACCGGGCGACUGUGCACAACGUUGGGAUCAAGCUCAAUGCAUAUGAGGACUUGACCGAUGAGGAAAUCGACGUCAAGCUGCCUGUAGCCAUCGGAAGGCUCAUGGGACUGUCGCCCCCUCCGGAGCUUUCAGUUGGGGACGUGUGGCAGGACCAGUUCUGUGCCUAUGCCUUUGAGAUUGACGGCAGAGUGGCCGACGCCGCCACCAGCUUGUUUUCGAUCCUGAAGUUGAUGGCCAAGCAUCCCGAUGCGGACGCUCAUCUGCGCCCACUGGCGGUGGAGAAGCAGGAGGAGCUUGAGGAAGCGUUUGAGGCGAUCCAGAGGCUGCCGGGGCUGAAGUCGAUGCACAAGUUUGUGGAGAGUGCCGUCAAGGCUGGAUGGCACUGA